Molecule: messenger RNA, 2701 nt
Organism: Camellia sinensis
Lineage: Eukaryota; Viridiplantae; Streptophyta; Magnoliopsida; Ericales; Theaceae
Source: RefSeq, a predicted model, not a curated record
CACCCUUGUGUUGUGUUUAGGGUUUUUAUCAGUCUACCCUAAACUUUGCAGGAGCUUGUGGACUCUGUUGAAUCACAUCUCAUGGAAUCGCAGUCUCAAUUCGAACCUCCCUCGCAAAACCCACUUCAAAACUCGUCCGAAACCCUAGUUUCGAAUAAUCAGAAUUCCUACGAUCAACAAACCCUAGAUUCGUAUGGGCAAAGAAAAUUAGAAGCCCUAGAGAAAUCACUCGAUUCGAAUGACCAUACUCGAGAGAUUUUAGGUUCAGAUUAUCAGAAUCAGAAUUUGAUGCCGAAAACCCUAGGUUCGGAUGCAAGUUCUGCUCAAGCCCUGGCUUCUGAUAAUCAAAAGCUUGAAAACGGGUGUGUUGGGGGUACUCAGAUUGAUAAUUCCUCGAAACCUGAAAUUCACAAGACAUUGUUGUCUGAAAAUGGUUUAACCAACACACACAGUGGCACAGACAGAGACUACUCAGGAGGGGAAGAGGAAACAACCAGUAGGCGUAGGUGGCGAAGCCGGUGGGAUCCUCCUCCGAGCGAAUCAAAUGAAGGGGCUGGCAGCGACGGCGGUGGGACUGGCAGGAAGAGGAAGUCCCGGUGGGCUGACGAUGAUCCGAAGCCGGUAAUUCAGCUUCCUGAUUUCAUGAAAGAUUUCACUGGAGGUAUUGAGUUUGACCCUGAAAUUCAAUCACUUAAUAGUAGGCUUCUUGAGAUUAGUAGAAAAUUGCAAUCUGGGUUACCUUUAGAUGACCGGCCUGAAGGUGCUCGGUCACCUUCGCCCGAACCCGUAUAUGAUAACAUGGGAAUACGAAUUAACACUAGGGAAUAUCGUGCCCGUGAAAGAUUGAAUAGAGAGAGACAAGAAAUUAUUUCACAAAUAAUUAAAAAGAACCCUGCAUUUAAGCCCCCAGCUGAUUACCGGCCUCCGAAACUUCAUAAGAAACUUUACAUACCAAUGAAAGAAUACCCGGGUUAUAAUUUUAUAGGACUUAUUAUUGGGCCUAGGGGGAAUACACAGAAGAGAAUGGAAAGAGAGACUGGAGCAAAAAUUGUGAUCCGGGGUAAAGGGUCGGUGAAAGAAGGUAGGUUGCAACAAAAGAAGGAUUUGAAACCAGACCCUUCAGAGAAUGAGGAUUUACAUGUCUUGGUGGAAGCUGAGACACAGGAAUCCCUCGAAGCUGCAGCAGGCAUGGUGGAGAAGCUCUUACAGCCCGUUGAUGAAGUUCUCAAUGAGCACAAGAGGCAACAGCUCAGGGAACUUGCUGCUUUGAACGGAACUAUAAGAGAUGAGGAGUAUUGUAGAUUAUGUGGUGAGCCAGGCCACAGACAAUUUGCUUGUCCUUCUCGUUUUUCAACUUUCAAGAGUGAUGUUCUUUGUAAAAUAUGUGGUGAUGGUGGACACCCAACUAUUGAUUGUCCGGUGAAAGGAACAACUGGAAAGAAAAUGGAUGAUGAAUAUCAGAACUUUUUGGCAGAGCUAGGAGGAACGAUCCCUGAUUCUGUAACCAAACAAAGCUCUGCAACACUGGCCCUUGGUUCGGGCAGCUCAGGAAGCAAUCCUCCUUGGGCAAGUGGUAACAGUGCUGGAGGUGUUGGUGGGACAACUCAGGCAGGCUUAGGGGCCAACGGAAUUAAGCCUGCAAAGGAAUAUGAUGAUACAAAUUUAUACAUCGGCUACUUGCCACCUACUCUUGACGAUGGUGGUUUGAUCAGAUUGUUUUCACCUUAUGGUGAUAUAGUGGUGGCGAAGGUUAUUAAGGACCGAGUUACGGGAUUGAGCAAGGGUUAUGGUUUUGUGAAGUAUUCUGAUAUGCAACAGGCCAUUAAUGCUAUUACUAGUAUGAAUGGUCAUCAUCUAGAUGGAAGAACGAUAGCUGUGAGAGUUGCUGGUAAGCCCCCCCAGCCUGCUGUCCUUCCGGGCCCUCCCACUCCGGUUUUGCCUAUUCAUCCUGCUCCCAACCAGGCUGUUGGUGCCUAUCCAUCACAGCAGUUUACGCAAGGUGGUUCCAUUGGAAAUACACCUCCUGGGAGUUAUGCUGUCUCUCCAGUUCCAUGGGGACCACCUGUACCUCCUCCUUAUGCUCCUUUCCUUCCUCCGGGGUCAACCAUGUAUACUCCUGUCCCUGGUCAACCUGUGCCUCCUUAUGGAGUACAGUAUCCUCCAACAAUGACAGUUUCUUCUGGUGCCCCAUCACAGACCGUGCCUUCUGGUGAAGCACAACAAAGUUACCCACCUGGAAUUCAAUCUCAAAGUACCACACCUGUUCAAACUGCUCCUGCCAAUAUCUAUGGGAACUCUGUAGCUGUGGUGCCCCCAACUGUUCAACCUGUGUACCCAACUUCUUUUGGUUACCCAUCUUACUAUGGUGUAACCCCUCAACAACCACCUCCUCCUCCUGUCUCUCAACCAGCAGUGGACCAUUCACAGAAAAUUGGAAAUGUGCCCUGGGCCACAAAUCCUCCUAUGCCUCCUCCUGUUUCAUCUGAUGAGAAGGCAACCUAUGGUACAGAUGCAGAGUAUGAGAAAUUCAUGGCCGAGAUGAAAUAGUGUGGCUUUGUCAGUACCACAUCUGGGUUUACAGGCUUUCUUGGAGCACUAGUGAACCUGAUUACUUACCUCUUGCCAUGACUUCUUGUUGGAAGUUUGGGACUCACAUCUUUAACCUUGCUGUACUGUUAUUACAAUUUGCAGAGACAUGGCU